Messenger RNA from Culex quinquefasciatus (southern house mosquito), 13423 nucleotides. RefSeq lists its product as uncharacterized. The record is from RefSeq and is a predicted model, not a curated record. Gene Ontology annotation, molecular function: lipid carrier activity. Gene Ontology annotation, biological process: lipid transport. Lineage: Eukaryota; Metazoa; Arthropoda; Insecta; Diptera; Culicidae. The transcript has 21 exons. Bases 262 to 13227 code for a protein of 4321 amino acids.
AUUUUGCCAGUUUAUUCUUACAUUCGGUGCGGUUCGGUUCGGUCUUCUCCUGGUCUCCUCUGGAAGUGUAGUGUAGUGUGCGCGCAAGUGGAUUAAGUGGCACUCAAUUACCGAUAUAUCCAGCCGGAGUUCACCCAGGGGGGUUUGCGUAUCGCGUGGAAACAGCUCCUCGGUCAGGAUUAAAAUGAGCAUGUGCAUCGGAAGAUUACUCAUCAGCCAGUGAUAGUCGGUCGUUCAUUGACUACAAGUCACAGUGAAAACAUGGAGAGGCGUAAAUAUUGGUUAGUGUUUCUAGUAUUAGCUGCGAGCUGCAUCGGCGGGAUCAGUUCGGAGAAAAGAAAUCCAUUGAAAGAUCCCCGAAUAUGUGGGCGGCCACAAUGUCAGGAAUCAAACAACAAAUUCAAAUACCAGCGGAACCGCUUGUACAAGUAUGACUACAAAAUGUACGUCAAAAGCGAGUUCUCCGGCAGCGGCGAGAACUCGUCCGAGGUGCACAUGGUGGCCGCGGUUGAGAUCGACUUCCCGAAGCCCUGCCAGGGCGUGAUGAAACUGUACUCGAUCGAGGUUCGGGACCGCCCGGUGGUGGAAACGGACGAGCAGGACUUUGAGUACGGUGCGGACUAUGUCGAGCCGGCACCGGAAGUUGAGUUGCACCCGAAGAGUGACGUGAUUGCGGAUGAGUUGAUGCGGUUCGAGCUGCGGUUUGCGUUUCACGAUGGUACCGUGAGUGAGAUUUGCCACGAGGAGGACGAACCGGUGUGGACGUUGAACUUGAAGCGUGGUAUUCUGUCGUCGUUCCAAAACACGAUGCCAAGGUUCGAUAUUGACUAUCAUGCGGUGGAGACUGACGUGUCCGGGGUUUGUGACGUGACGUACACCAUGAGUGGAACCAAGGAGACAAGUUUGCUGAUUCGAAAGACGAAGGACAUUGCGUCGUGCAAGAAGCGGUACAAGACGAACUCGUUGAUUCAGACCGUGCCGUACGAGUUUAGACCGAAUUACGUUGCCUGGCCAGUUCUGAACUCCACGAGCUACUGCAAUAUUUCAGUUGAUAACUUCAUCUACAAGGAAACGAUCUGCUACGAACGUCACCAGUUGGUACCGUUUUCGAAUAAUCAAGCCGGAGCGGUAACGGAAUCGUACAGCAAGCUCACGCUGGCCGACGAAGAAUCGUACACGCCGGAAGAACACAGCGCGGAUGAAACGUACGAGAUUCAGAAGCGAUCGACGCUCAUCUUCGAUCACACUCCGUCGGUGCGGGACAGUCACGACGAGAUUAAGGCUUCACGGGAACUGCUUAAAGAUCUGUGCCGGUUGGGUUUCCCCGAUAUCCAGCGUAACUUUCCGGACGUGUUUCUGAACUUCCUGUCGACUACGAGGGCCCUUUCGUUUACCGCUUUGUCUCAGUUGCUGUAUCGAUCGAAAAGUAUUUGCGAGAAUGGAAAAAACCACGUGCUCGAAAGUCUGCCCUACAUCGGUAGUCCAGCAUCGGUGAUCCUCAUGAAGGAUCAAAUUGUGAAGAAUCAAAUCCCAACUGAUUUGGCCAACCAGUGGAUGGAAUCAUUUGCGUAUCUUACAAGACCAAACGAGGAAGUUCUGGAGGCCAUGCUGGAGCUGAUAGAGCAUGGUAAGAGUAUCAACGAGAAGAAUUACAUUCUGGCGGCUACCUCGGUAGUGCACACGUUCUGCACGCUGCACUCUGAGUGUACGCACAACGAGAACGUUCAAGCUAUCGUGCAAACACUGGAGAAGGACAUUCUCGAAGCACUCGAGGGAUCGUCUGUCAAGUCUCGAAAGCAACGCGAGGCCACAAUUGUGCUGCUCAAGGGUUUGGGGAACAUCGGAGUCAUAAACGUGGAGUUCUACCACGAGCUGCGGGAGAUCAUUCAAAAUGGCGCACUGCCGAUGGAAAUUCGACUGCAAGCUAUCUACGCCUUCCGCAGGCAUGACUGUGCGAGGACGAGGGAUUACUUUUUGAAGAUUUACUCGAACUUUGAGGUCGACUCGGAAAUCCGCAUCGGCGCGUAUCGACAGGCCAUGCGGUGUCCGGAUUACCUCUCGAUCAAGCUGAUCAAGCACGUGCUCAAAAUAGAGGAACUCAACCAGGUCGGAUCGUACGUUUGGUCUCACCUGAGCAAUCUCGCCAGUAGUGCUUCGCCGGUGCGCGUUGAAGCCCAAGGUUUGUUAGCGGACAACGAUCUGGGGAAGAAGUUCCGCAUGGACAUUCGGAAAUUUUCCCGCAACUACGAGCAGACACUUUUCUUUGACGAGUACAACUUUGGCAUGACCACCGAUGCGGACUUGAUCUUCAGUACGCAGUCCUACUUGCCGAGAACGGCUUCGCUGAACUUGACAGCGGACCUGUUUGGCGAGUCGGUGAACUUCCUAGAGCUGAACGCUCGAGCGGAAGGGUUUGAAGACUUGGUUGAGUCGAUAUUCGGUCCGACAGGUCCACUGAAUGCUAAGAAGGUUAAGGAGUACACUUCCGCCGUAACUUCGCUGUUUACUUCGUCUUCGGAGGAGGAAGAGCAGACUGGGUACGACCCAACGGCACAGUUUCGAUUGAAGCGGGAGUCGGACGCAAGCGAAGAUUAUGACUUUGAAGAGGAUGAAUCAAAACCGAGAGCUAAACGAGAAGAUGGCCGUACUCCAGCAGUCAUUACGAGAGAUCUGCACGAUCGGAUAGAUAAGUUGGGUUACGCUAUGAAAGCUGACUUCAGGGAUCCUCACGCAUCGGUUGGGGUGAAGAUCUUCGGGAACGAUUUGCGGUACUACACGAUUGAAGGAUUCGCCGAGACCAUGAAGGCCGCUGAGAAGAUCAAUCCUAUCAACUUCCUGAGACGCAUACUGUCGGGUAAGGAAGUAUCGUAUACGAAAUCGGGAGUGUUUUUGGAUACCUCAUACGAUGUCCCGUUGAGCACGGGAAUUCCGCUUGCAUUAAGUAUCAUUGGAGCUUCUUCGGUGGACCUUCGAAUGUCAGGUUCGUUCAAGGCAGUUGACAUUUGGGAGGCGACUCGUCACAUUGACGUGGAUGGCAAGAUCAAACCUAGCGUUUCCGUAGACAUCACGGCCAUAAUGAAGGCGGAUUUCAUCCACGCUGCGGCGGGAAUCAAGCUGAAGAGCAAUCUGUAUUCUAGUUCUGCUCUUGAGACAAAGAUUAAGAUUCGUGGCGAUCGGUUGGCUUCGUUCCAGUUCAGUUUGCCUCAGGAUCGAAACGAGAUUUUCAGCGCCCGGUCGGAGAUGUUGGUGUUUGACGACACCAGAGAGAUUCCCCAGAAGGGUAUCGAACGGCGUUACACAAACUCCACGUGUACUUGGCCAGCGAUCGAUAGGGCAAUUGGGCUCAAGUUCUGUGCCGAUUACAGUUUACCAGAUGUGAGCAAUAAUUCUCAGGUACCGAGUUUGAUUCUCAGUGGUCCGGUGAUCUUGGACAUCAGCCUUCAAAAGGCAGAUCCAACUGCCAAGAUCUUCCUGUUCCAAUACAACUGGGAAAAGCAGCAAAAUGUGUCGACAGGAUCAGUCAUCUUUGAAACGCCAAAUUCUCAAAUUCCACGCAUUUUUAUAGCGAACAUCACAGCUGAUUUGGAAGGAUACCACGUGUCCAUGGGCUUCCGCAACGGAGAUAUCUCCCACUCGGCCGUCGGACUGUACAAGAAUAACAAAGAUCAACGACGGUUGGAUAUGUCCCUGAACGUUAACGAUCGGAAAUACUUAGCCCUGGAGAUGGGCUACAACAAAACGGAGAUCAAGUACGGUAUGAUCUACAGCCCAUCGCUGUUCCUGUCGGUCAACAGUGAACGGAUAGCCGGGAUGGCGGGACAGAUCAAGAUGACGGACAAGAAGGGCAUCAAACAGUGGGACUACAAUCUCCAAUUUGAAACAAAACGAGUCCAGACGAAGGUCAUGGGAUACAUUCAACAGACACAGGCCUCGAUCACCAGCAAGCUGUCAAUGGAUUACAGAUUCAUCGACGGCAAACCGGAGCGGCUCACCCUCGGUGGCACCUUCGCCAACCGCAGUAACCGCGGUCGGACGGAGUACUCCGGCUCGUUUGAGCUACGCUCAACCGCUUAUCCGAACUUUGACUUCGCGUCGACGCUCAAGUUCCUCUCGGCGAUGGGUCACAUCGAGUGUAAGGUGGAGUACAACAACGCAGCCGACUUGAAGGAUCCGAACUAUACGACCACGCUGCGGUUGAUCUUCGCGCGCCACAUGAUGGCCGAAAUGGGCAGAACGACGGCGUCGGUUGAGCUUACACGGCCACGCUCGCGGAUGGACCUGAAGGCGAUGAUAAAACAUGAAAACAACAUGCGGAAGGGCACGGAGCACAACGUGUUGGUGAUGCUGCGGUACGCCAAGGAAAAGGAGGUGACGGCCGUGUUUUCCGUAUUUAUGCCACGAGGAAUCUUGUUUGCCAUCGAUACGGCUGCCAACAUUACCGUUCCCGGAUUUGAUUCGUGCACGUUCAACUUCAAAAUUAAGGAAAAGGCCAGAAAAGAGUACUAUUUCGACUUUGACGGCGUUUGGUUCUCGGGCCAUUCGAUCGUCGUGAACGGGUGGUACCAGGAUCGCAGCUCGUUCAUCAAGACGUACCACCACGCCAAGCUGGAGGCGCAAAGUCCCACGUUCGGGGACAUCACCUUGGACGUGAAGUAUCUGCGCGACGAGAUCGAGUACAAGCUGGAACUGCACGCGGAGUACGGGAAGCAACCGUACGGGCUGACGGUUCGCCACGUGCAAGAGUCCGAGGACGGUACCAAUAGCUAUGCUGGCUUCCAGUGGAGGGACAGUUUGUACUCGUUUUCAGCGGUUAUGAAAUCGGCGCCGAUCAAGGAGUUGGUGCUGGAACUGCACGUGGAUAAACUUCGUGAUAUCAGUGUCACGCUGAAGGGAUAUUCGACACUUUUGAAGCGAGAGGUGGGUGUGGAGAUCAAAUGGGACGCCAAUCGUGACCCGACGCAAAAGUUGGCAAUCUCCGGAGAGCUCAACACACCACAGUAUCGCGUCUACAACGGAAGAUUCCUUGUGUCCUAUCCAAAUCGUACUGUCAGCGGUGUAUUUGACCUGAAGGCGGUUGACCCGAACUACCUUGCGAACGCAAGGGUGUCCUGGAACACAACUGAGGCAAUCGAGCUUAAGCUGGACGCUGGGUCAGAGGAGGAAAUUCUGCGGAACAUGUGGUUGCUGUUCAAGCUGACGACUCCCUUCGAAGGUUGGCGCUAUAACGCACUAAACGGAGGAUUCUACUUCAAGGAUAACCUGCUGAAAACGAAUAUCUCCGCAAACUGGGCCGAGGAUCAAACGUUAGGCGUAGAGGUUUUAGGUUUUUAUCUGUCCAACGAUACGGACUUUAAUUGUGAGUUGAAGACCAAGCUGCACAGCUCGAUUCAGCACGUUCCCACGGUGAAGGUUCACUUGAAGCACAAGCUAGACAAUAAACGGGUGGACACUGUGGUCACCGUGAAUCAUACCGUAACCGACGAGCCUCCCCAAGUGUUCUCCGUUUGGUCCGGUUGGCAGUACGAUCAGGACGAAACGUACCGCAAUGUGUCCGGAUCGUUGGCGCUUGUGAGUCCGUUUGAGGGGUACAAAACGGGCGCGUUGUCCACCAAGUUUUCGCUGAGUGAAAGCCGUGAGCUACGAGGAGCGGCUGAUUUACAGCUGGACGAUGACAAGUACGAGCUGGUGCUUAAAGGUCACGUACGGAAUCUGGUUGAUAACAUGCUGACCGUCAACAUAACCUCUUCGAAUGAAAAGUUCCGAAACAUUAACGGACGCUUCGGAAUUAGCGAGAAAGAACGGCAUGCCGUUGCGGAGGUCAUUACACCGAAAAGCGCACUCGGAGUGGAAGUUCUGUUCGCCGUUGUUUCAGCGUACGACUUUGACAUCAAGUUUUACCUCGCGACACCAUUGAAGGAUCUUGAGCGGGUCAUCUUGAGGGGUAAAUUGAAACCCGAUAAUGUCGACUUCCGAGCUGGACUGAACAAUUUGAUCAUCGGAUUCGUUGGGAUGUGGCGCAAGGCUCAUCUGAAGGACUUUGAGUACUCGUACAAGGUGUUCACGCCACUUCCCAAGUUUGAGGAGAAUGGGCUGAUCUUGAAGUUGAUCGCGAAUACUGAGAAGAGUGAGUACAUCGAUCUAGAGUUCAGUGGCAAGUUCUCACAGUACAAGUUGGGAAUCAAGGCGGUUUCGGAGCCCAAGCCGCAGCUACUGCGGCAGCUCGGAGUUCAAAAGGCGUCGGAAUUGCUUGACGAGUUUUUGGAGGAAUCACCAACUGUUCAGGCUAGUGAGGAUGAAGAGGAAGAGGAGGAGGAGGAAGAAGAGGAAGAAGAAUCUCUAAAUCUGGUUGGUAAGAUUGAGCUUGACACGAUUGUAUGGCCGACGAUUACGGGCACACUGGAUCUGGAGGAAUACAAAUCCAAGUACUACGUUAGCGGAAAGGUCAGGUUACCUCAGGGGUACGUCGACAUCUACGAUCGCUUCUGGCUGGAAGACUUGAUGAACAUGAAGAACAACCUCAAGAUCAAAACGCCGUUCCCGUUCAUGAAGGAGUUACAGUCGGGCUUCGAGCUGAGGAUACCCUACCCGACGAACAAGUUCGUCGUGGGCUUCAACGUGCUCGUGCUGAACGACACGCAGUGGGUGAACACCGGGUUCCACAUCUACUACAACGUGUCGGUGGAUGAGUCGGAAACGAAAACCCACCACGCCAUUGUCAAUCUGAUGACCCCGAUGGAGAACCUCAAGAAGGUCCGACUGCACGGAGUGCUGGACGAGGAAGAGCACGGUUACAAAACGAAUCUGACGGCCAAGACCAUGACGACGGAGGCUUCCGUUGCGAUGGCUUUUGAGACUGAAGAUCAGUUCAUUGAAUCUUCGCUGACGAUCUGGGUGCGUGCCCCGUUGAUUCCGUAUUACGGCUGCAAGAUUUUCUACAAGCAAGAUCUUGCUGGCACAGAUAACUCCAUGGACAUGGGCUUCGUGGUACACGAUGGAGACAUCUUCAACAAUUUCCGCUUGGAUGGCGCAUGGUCCCGGGCAGAACCACACUUCUUAGUGGGCAAGGGACGCUACCAGUCCAACUUCCUACCGCUGCAAACGAUCGACACGGAGUUUGUCAUUACGCGAGAACCGUACCCGAAGGCGCAGUUCGAGAUGCGACUCAACGACAGUGAGGGAACGCUGGAGCUUAUUCGGGCGAAGGCUACGCGGAACCGAGAAAUGGUGGCGGUUGAGCUGAGUGUUCCACUGGAGAACUACCGGAACCUGUCGAUCUACGGGCGGCUGUUGAAAAAGCAAGGCGACGAGUAUUCGGUGGUGGGACAACUCUAUAGGAACGACGAAGUGUUCAACGUGGAAGGCGAUGCAACGAUCGUGAACGAUAUACCGAAGAACAUCGCACUGGCGAUCAAACCUUUAGGGGAGGGUGAUGAUGGAUCGUUGACGUACGAGUACACUACAGAUGAGGUGUCAACUAGUUUCAAAGCGAACAUUGAACGUGGAGGAAAGUUCGCCAACAUUGGGGGAAGUUUCAAAACGCUUGCACUGUCGAACUGGAACUUCAAUCUGGACGUCCAAUCAUCGGAAACGGAUGUCGGCAGUAUCGAUUGGAAGUUCGGUAUAGCUCCGUUGGAGAAUGGACUCGCGAUGGGAACGUUCAAGCUCAAGUCUCCUUGGGAUCGAUACGGCAUCAACGAAGCGGAUGUUAGCAUGCUCUUUGAUGUUCAUCCAAUUUCGGGUACUGUGACGGCAAACUACAGCAUUCCUUCCGUUUCCGGUGAUGCCAGUUGCCUGUGGAGUUGGCAUCUGUUGCAGAAUGUGCGAUUUGGACUGCACAAUCGCGUUCUGAGAGAUUCCACGGAACGGUUCUUCCAGAUCGGAGUGCGAUAUCUCAGUCCUGAUCUUGAGAGCAAUCACAACUUGACCUUUGGUGGUGACUUGAAUCUGAACAACGUUUGGGUUUUCAGCGCAAAUACUUCAGUUACGUUCAUAUCGAUAUCGGAUCUUUCGGGUGUCAUAAGAGUUCAGUUGCCCAAGCCAGUUGGUGAUGUUCACACCCUGGCGGCCAGCAUGAACGGUAACAUUCCGUUCCUUGAACCGGUUCGUACGCUGAACUUUGAGACAUCUUACGAAACGGAGGAAUCCCGGAAACGCUAUGCAUGGCACUCGGAGUACAGCUUCGUUCACGAUCUGCGUACUCUGGCGCGGUUUGACUGGGGACCCAAUGUGCGCUCGCAGCGCAUCCAGUCGAACCUGGACGUGUUCCAGGACGGUGAAAAGCGGGAAAUCACAAUUAAACUACGUGGGCCAUGGUAUAUGGAAGAUGCGUUCCGAUCGGUUGUCGUCUACAACUAUGCCGAUAACUUGUACCUCGUAAACGGAAACAUGUCAAUUCCAGCCUCACGAAAGGUCGCCGAGGCAAACGUAGCUUUCACGAACCUGUCCAACAUGAAAGGUAAUGUAAACUGUACGACUCCCUUCCUGAACAUAACCUGGCUGCACGGUCAGUUGGAGUUUAUCGAGAGUCCGCUGGAGUCGAUUCGAUUUUUGAAGGCAACGUGGCCGGAAUCGAGCGCGAUUUUCGAUGCCAAGACUACGUACAAGCUGCAUAACCUAAACCGCGAUCAGCAGGGUACGAUCAAGGUGGAGAUUCCCCUUCAGACGCGACACUUUGCAGAGGUCAAGUAUGGGUUGGCGGAGCGUCCAGCGAUUACGACAGGACACGCUGAAAUCGAUUACAACGAUCGUAAGGUGCUCAGCGGACAGUACACAUCCAAGCAGGAGUCUAAGGCCGGAUUUGAUAAGGAAACUGUUGAUGUAACCCUGGAGAAUGACUUUAAACCGAUCGGGGUUCAUUACGUUCAUACGACGAACUUGAUCCAAGGUAACUCGCAUGCCAUGGACACCAAGCGUGCCGAAGUGUUUGAGCUGCGCAAUCAAAAGCAGUUCAACAUCACUGGAGAGCUGCAAGUUACUACGAGGGACACCGGUAGAGAAUACGUCAUUACGGCGAUCCAUCCGAAUCGUACCGUGGUUCUAACCGCCGACUUUGACCAGGAAGAUAACAAGACGAAGCAAAAGUCCAAGUUGAAACUUUCACCGACUCGCUGGAUUGCCUACGACUUCCAUCUGACGAACAACUCGCAAGCGGACAACGACACCCAAAGUUUCAGGCUGGAGGUAUCGUAUCCCCAGCGGAAGCUGUCCGCUGAUGGGUGGUACUCCGUGACCGAGAACACCUUCGAUUCGGACAUUUCACUUCAGUACACGCCGAACAAGACUAGCGACGAUGAGGUCGUACAACCCCGUACGGUCCGAGGUGGGGUCAAGUGGGUUGACGAGUCGGAUAAUGACGUUACGAGACAGAAUUUGCUGGUACUUUUGGGUCAUCCUACGUUUGAACAGGACAUUACCCUGAAAGGAUCGUACUAUUCCGACGAAAAGGACCUGCUGAAGACCAACCUGGAUAUCCGGUACACCCACGCGGACAGUCAUCACCUGUCGGUGGGAUUCAACGCGAAGGAUCUUACCUCCACGGUCGGCUAUCGAAACUACUCUUAUUCUCUGUUUGGCUUGCACGAUGCGUCCAAUCUGGAUCUGGAGUCGGCCGGAUCCGUCGGUCUGCGGCUGGGUCUUUACGAGCUGAACUCCAACUCGCACUACAAGCGGGGCUAUCUUUCGCGCAUGGAAGGCUACGUAAUCAGCAAGCUGGACGUCAUGCAGAAGGAAGUCAUUGUAGAGAAAAUGACUUCGCAAAGCAGCUACCGCUUGUGGGGCAAAGCGUCCGGAGUUUAUCCAAUCUAUAUGGUCAACGGCAGUUUGCUGAACGGUCCCGAGCAGGAUUCGGCUGGUUUCUUCUUUAUCGACAUCGACGACAAGCUGGUACAGAUGAAGAUCAACAUAACGCCUGACGCCACCGAGAACGUGUACAUGUACGGCAUCAUUCCGGACUCGCGGAGUGCGUACUUUGACUUCUGGCGCGACUACGACACCUCGCGGGAGAUUGACGUGGCGUACUAUCUCAAGAUGAACCAUUCGCGGCUGGUCACCAGCAAGCUACACUGGCGUCCGGAGAUUCGCUCGGACUUGCGCAACUUGGCGCGCAACUACUUUACCUCGAUGCACAACUCUUUCACGGAAUCGUUGGAGUUUUGGGUGCGCCAGAUCUACCUCGAGUCGAAGGAUUCGGUGAACGGUGUUUGGGAUUCGGCUAAUCCGUUCUUGGAGGGCUUCCUCGAGGACGUUUCCGGGCUGAACGUGAUCCAAAGCGAUCUGGAAGAUUUGCGGCAGUUCUUGAACGCGUCGUACGUGGCGGAUGAUUUCUACAUUCGAUCGGUGAUCAACUUUACCGUCACGGUACUGGAUGAGUUGGCGAUCAAGAAUAAGAUCACUUCGCUGCCCAAGUUCCUGACCGAGUUCUGGCAGGUUAUGGGAGACUCGGGACAGGCGCUGAAAAAGUCGAUCACGUGGUUGCUGGAGACGAUCAAGCAGUCGUACCAGAAGGUGGUUGAUGUUAUUGGUCACAUACUGCAGGGAGAUUCGAUGAAGUAUUUGUCCGAGGUUUUGGAAAAUUCUGUGGCGAGAUAUGACAAGUUUAUAAAGGACUUGCAUCUUCAAUUUAUAAAGAACGUCCAAGAGCUCUGGAAGAAGCUAACCGAUGUGAUUACUUCGUACUGGCAACGGAUGCUGCAGAACAUCGAACCUUCGGUCAUCAAAUUGGCUCAUUACGCAGAAUCCGUAACUUGGCAUGUCGGAAAUGAAGUGUUUUCAUUCUUGUACAACAAAACGCAAGAAAUCGCGGAAUCUCCGUACUUCACAAAGGUGACCAACUUCACCCAGGAUUUGGACACGUUGUACAAAGAUUUGAUCCAAAACGACAUCAUCACCAACUUUAAAAAGUACGGCACAAUUGUAACCCAUUUCGUGCAGGACCGAUUCUUCCGGCUGGUUCCCUUUGGCCGUGAGAUGCACCAGGUUAUCACGGGGCUGUGGGAUGAGAUGAAGCAGCUGCAAAAGCUCAAGUACGUCCAGUUCAUAAUGCAGCGAGUGAACGAGGUUAAAGUCAAGGCCGAAUGGUUAGCGGAAGAGUUUCAACUGGAGAGACGACUUCACCAGCUGUGGAGGAUCCUGAGGAACAAGUUGACGAGGUACGCACAGACGGCGCUGCAGGCGGAGAAUCGGUACCGUGAGGCGAAGACCAAGUUCAUCUUCGAUCCCGAUCACGGGGUGCUGGAGAUGGAGCAGAAGCUGCCUAUGUCGUGGCAUGCGUUUAACGAGACGCCAAAGUUCGAGGAGGUUCCCGAGUACAAGUUUAUCACCGACAUCCAGGACUUCUUCGCGGGCAGCAAUACCACGAUUUGGACGCUGUACAAAGAGUUGAAGCCGUACACGGACUCGAAGAUGUGGCUGCCGCCGUUUAAGGCGAACUCGCUGUUGGUGGGAUCGAGACACUACAUGUCGUUCGACAAGCGGUUUAUUUCGAUUGAUCUGCAAGAUUUGCAGAAGGAUGGCGUCGCGAAUCAGUGCUCGUACGUGCUGGCGCAUGACUUUUACAAUCAGUCGUUUACGGUUCUGCUGGAACCUUCGGUUUUGGAAAAAAGUGGCAGACACUCACGAAAGAUAACUCUGAUCUUUGAGGACCAGCUCCUGGAGGUUGAUAUUCUGGAUGCUUCUGUGAGAAUCGGACGCAAUAUUACGACAGCUCUGCCAGCCCAAAUCGGAGAUACCGUAGUCUACCGCGAGACCGACGUCCUCACAAUCCAGUCCUUCAAGGGCUUCAAGCUGACCUGCAGUCUCCAGUACCACAUGUGCUCGUUCGAUCUAAGCGGUUGGUACUUUGGCAAGACGGCCGGUAUCCUGGGCACGAUGAACAACGAGGUGUACGACGAUUACAUGACGUCCGACCACCGGUACGCGUCCACAAAGGAGCAGUUCAUCAACAGCUGGAAGCUGCCAGAGUGUGACGGCGACGUCCAAUCGAUUAAUCACACCGUAAACUUCUACGCGGCAUCAAACGAGGUCAGUCAGCUGUGUGAGUCGUUCUACCGCCAGAAGCAUUCGUACUUUGCGUCGUGCUUCCCGAUCGUCGAUGCGACGCCGUUCUACGAAAUGUGCCUGGAUCUGGGACAAAACAUGGUCAACAAAACGGACGAUCCGUCGAACAAUGGGGCGUGCACGUCUGCCCUGGCGUACAUGGAGGCCUGCAGCUUGGAGGACAUGCCGCUGCGCGUUCCGGACUCUUGCAUUCAUUGCAAGCUCAUCAACGGCUCCUACGUCCCCGAGGGGGCCUUCGUACCGAUGAAGGAGGUCGACGAAAUUCCCCAAACAUCCGACGUGGUGUUCCUUGUGGAGGCGAAACUUUGCAACGAGAACAUAACCACUUCCAAGAGCAUCAAGGCGCUGAUCCAGUCCCUGCACAAGGAGCUGCAGGAGCUCAACAUCACAGAUAACCGCUACUCGGUGCUGACCUUCGGUGGAAUGUCCCCGUUCGACAGACCCCGCAGCAUCAUCGUGAACGAUAACGUCUUCGUGACGCACGAGUACAUCGAACCGUUCUUCAAUCACAUCGCCACGGCGGAAGGCUCCAACGACGACAUUUUCGAUGCCAUCAUAGUCGCUUCCAAGUUGGUCUUCCGACCGGGAGCCUCCAAAACCUUCAUCCUGCUACCCUGCUCGAAAUGUGCCAGCUCCAGCAUGAAGCUGGACUACUCGUCUCUGCUUCAGCUCCUCCUAGAAAACGGCAUCAAGCUGCACAUCCUCGCCGAUCACGACAUCGAGUUCGACAAAUCUCGCGUCUCGCGAAUGUUCUUCGGUAUGGAUCGCGACAAGGCGUACACAAAGAAGGACCUCAAGGACCUGGUCGGCGACAGCGAUCUGCGCAAACAGAUGCGACUGCCGAAGGCUACCCUGGGCAGCUGUGCCGCGCUGGCGCUCGAAACCAACGGAUCGGUGUUCAGCGGUCGCAAGCUGCGUCCCGAGCGGCGCAAUCCGACCAAGAAGUUCAUCACGGUGUUCACGAAGCGGGUCGCCAGUACGGCCAAGCCGAACUCGUGCCAGACGUGCGAGUGCACCGGCCACAACACGGGCGUUUCGUACAUGCUCUGUCUGCCGUGUACUUACCCGUCGGCGUUCAGCUUGGAUCACGAGCGCAUGAGCGAAGACGAGCUGCUUUCGGUGCUGCAGCCGGACCACGACUGGGACUGGGAGGAGGACGAUGAGCUGCUGUAGGUCGGGGUGGGGAGAAGGGUGAGACGGAUGACGAGGUCAAGAGCAUUGUAUUGACAUAAUCUAGUAAUAACAAAUAUAUAAUACCGACUGUGCGUACUUAGAGGACGCGGCCUUGAAGAGAGUAAGAAAAUUUUAAUUCCUAAUCGUCUGUUGUGAUCAACAAGUUAAAAACACUAAUAAACACAUUUUUAAAAAA